AUAGCCUAUGGGGAUAGGGGAGGGUGUAGGGGCCAGUAUUUCUCAGGCUAGUGAGGAACUGCUUGAUUCUUUGCAGCCUAGACAGAGGAGAGGCAGGAGCCCCCGACAGGCUACUCGCCUGGGCUGGGGAUGCCCGGGCAGAUGCGGAGGCAGCUGGAAAGGUGGCACUGCACUUGGGUUGUUAGAGCUGCCGCUGUUCCUAGGAGACCGAGGAGCAGCGAGCCUGCGGGGGAGGGGGAGCAAGUGGGUUGCUGCUUUUAGCAGCUGAAAGGGCUGCAGGGAGCUCUGGGUAAGACAUUUUCUGCUGCUGCUGCUUCUGCGGUAGAAGCUGCCGUGAGUAAGUCAGGGAAGGAGGAUCGAGAGGGAGGAGGCUUCAUUUGCAGCCAUGCUGAAUCACUGUUGCUGAUCAGAUCUCCCUCUGGUCUGCCGGGAGAAACGAGAACAGAGCUAGGAUCUCUGGGUGUAUGCAUAGUUCAGCGGCUACCACCCUGGCUGGGCCUCGCACAAUGGAGGGUGAAAGCAUCAAGCUGAGCUCCCAGGCCCAGAUACAGGCUGGGGAUGAUGAGAAGAACCAGAGGACGAUCAUUGUCAACCCAGCCCACAUGGGGAAGGCUUUCAAGGUUAUGAAUGAACUGCGGAGUAAACAGCUGUUGUGUGACGUGAUGAUUGUGGCAGAAGAUGUCGAGAUAGAAGCCCACCGUGUGGUCCUGGCAGCCUGCAGCCCCUACUUCUGUGCGAUGUUCACAGGUAUGGUGAGGGGCAAACAAUAA
Molecule: messenger RNA, 770 nt
Organism: Carlito syrichta (Philippine tarsier)
Lineage: Eukaryota; Metazoa; Chordata; Mammalia; Primates; Tarsiidae
Product: kelch-like protein 3
Exons: 3
Coding region: 465-770 (101 amino acids)
Biological process (GO): renal sodium ion absorption; monoatomic ion homeostasis; protein K48-linked ubiquitination
Cellular component (GO): cytosol
Molecular function (GO): protein binding
Source: RefSeq, a predicted model, not a curated record